This is a messenger RNA of Talaromyces atroroseus, 1263 nucleotides long. Its product is annotated as Isopenicillin N epimerase component 2. Gene Ontology annotation, molecular function: catalytic activity. The record is from RefSeq and is a predicted model, not a curated record. NCBI's taxonomy places the organism in Eukaryota, Fungi, Ascomycota, Eurotiomycetes, Eurotiales, Trichocomaceae. Bases 1 to 1263 code for a protein of 420 amino acids. The transcript has 3 exons.
AUGUGGACGACCCAUCCAUUGAACGGCGUCAAAGUCGUCGAGCUGGCUGGCCUAGCACCUGGCCCCUUUGCCGGCCUUCUGCUUGCCGACUACGGCGCCUCAGUGCUCCGCAUCGACCGUGCACCCAGCAGGAGGAAUACCGUUGGGCCUGUCGGUCUGACUCGCCGCAAGUCCUCGAUCUACCUCGACCUGAAGAAUGCGCGGUCUCGAGAUCUCCUUCUGUCCAUCCUGCUCCAAGCCGAUGUCCUAAUUGACCCUUUCCGGCCAGGCGUGCUUGAGCGUCUCGGCCUCUCACCUACCGAUGUGUUACUCAGACAUAACCCGCGCCUUGUCGUCGCUCGUAUGACUGGUUUCCGCCGUGACGGCAAGUACAAAGAUAUGGCAGGCCAUGAUAUCAACUACAUCGCUGUGUCCGGUGUUUUGUCUAUGCUGGGACGUAGCGGUGAGACUCCCUACGCGCCCGGUAAUAUAUUGGGGGAUUUUGCCGGUGGCGGGGCUAUGUGUUUUAUGGGCAUCCUCCUCGCGCUCAUUUCGCGACAGACAACGGGCAAAGGCCAGGUAGUCGAGGCCAAUAUGGUAGAUGGAUCGGCGUAUUUGGCAACCAUGCCUAGAGUAGCACUCACUACUCCGUUAUGGGACGGGCCCAGGGGCACGAAUACGCUGGAUGGCGGGUGCCCCUGGUACGAUACUUAUGAGACCAAGGACCCGGGGAAAUACUUUGCGGUUGGUGCGCUCGAGCCGCACUUUUAUUCGGUGCUUUUGAAAGGGCUAGGGUUUGAAAAAGGGGAUGUCCCGGAUCGAGACGACAAGGGAAAUUGGCCUGCUAUUAGGCAGAUGUUUACGCAGAGAUUCAAAGAAAGGACACGCUCAGAAUGGGAGAUGGUCUUUGAUGGCAGCGAUGCUUGUGCUACUCCUGUCUUGGAACAGGCUGAGCUGGAAAGGCAGGGGUACGAGCAGAGACUACCGGUUGACCUGGUCAGUACGCCGGGCAAGCCGUUUGCGUCGGAGGAAGCUGGAAGAGGAGGAGGAGGAGGUGGUGGUGGUGAAGGCAGAUUGAAGGAAUGGUUUGGGUGGACUCGGGGAACGGAAUAUGAGGAACGAGAUAGAGUUUUGGUUUCAAGAUUUGAGACCAGAUGUAUUGAUUUCGCCGCCACACGGCAUGCUUCGGUAGCAUCGACUCGUUUCAGCGGGGGAUCUGACUGCAACGGUAAUGUGGCGCAGAGUCUUCAUAGGCCUCGACUGUCUUGGAACAACGGUCCCUAG